Molecule: messenger RNA, 771 nt
Organism: Solanum pennellii
Lineage: Eukaryota; Viridiplantae; Streptophyta; Magnoliopsida; Solanales; Solanaceae
Product: clumping factor A-like
Exons: 2
Coding region: 328-672 (114 amino acids)
Source: RefSeq, a predicted model, not a curated record
GCCCCUCUCCCUUCCUCCUCUCCCUCUUUCCGUCAGCCCCUCUCACCCUUCCCCUCCCUCUUUCCGUCAGCCCCUCUCCCUUCCUCCUCUCCCUCUUUUCGUCAGCUUCUCUCCCUCCCUCUCUCCCCCUCCUUCUUAUCUUCUCCUUUCCCACUCGAAGUAGCCACCAGUGACCCCCAUCUCCGACAGACAACAACCAAGAAGAAGCAGAAGAAGGAACCUUUGCCACCUAAGCCACUGGAAAAGGAGGAUCUUUUUAGUGACAGUGAAGGAACUGAUGGAGAUUUUGAAGAAGAUGGAGGUUCUGGUGAUGAAGAACAACAGGAAAUGAACUCAGAUUCUGACAUAUCUUCUUACUUGGAUGACCCCUCCGCUGCUGAUAUAUUAGCAAGCAGUGAUGCUGACGAUGGUUCCGAUGUUCAUGCCGAUUCGAAUGUAGAUUCUGAUUCAGAUGCAGAUGAUACUGAUCUUGUAAGGAAGUCAAAAGCUAUUGAUGAUGAAAGGAAAAGAGAGGAGGAGGAGGGUGAUUUAGAAUUGCAGCUCAAUAUUAAAGAAGAAGCUGAUGAGCUCAGAUUGCCAACAACUUCGCAGACCCAAAUAACCCACGGAGAGGCAGCCUUCACGAUGCUGGUAACUCUAUUUAUGCCUAUUGCAUUUUAUUUUAUGGGGUAAUAUUUUGUCUCUGUUUGCGAAUGUUGAGUUGAAUUUAAUUAUUUUGUUUAUUUUAUGGCCACUAUUAGUCACUCUUUUUAUUUGCAAAUGUUGGUAAAG